AUGGAUAUUGAAAGUAAUGACGUCACAGUUAUGGAAGCUUAUGGAUCUAGUUUAUGUAACCUACAUGGGGAAAGGAUUGAUAUCUACAUUUCUAAUUGACAGAGACUCCAUUUAUACAAUUAACUUUUGAUUUUCAGAAGACAUCUAAUGGCGAAAUGGCCUCAGCGGCAUACAAUCAGAUAACACCAGGUGCUCAAGCAUAUCCACAGACCCUCUAUUCAUCAGCGCAGGGAGGAUAUCAACCUACACAAGGCGGUUAUCCUACAGCACAGGCUAGCUAUGUACCAGGGGGAGGCUACCCACAAGGUGCAAACAUUGUUACACAGCAGCCUGCGCAUGCUGUCAUUAUUCAAAAACCUCCGAACGAUAUACUAAUAACGGCCGUCUUUGUGACUCUAUGUUGUUUCUGGCCCACUGGAUUAGUUGCUAUUAUUAAGGCCAGCGAUGCUCGAAGCGCCGUGGCCAGAGGAGAUCUGGUCUACGCAGACUCCAGCUACCAAACAGCCAAGACCCUAGUGAACAUCAGUAUUGGCAUUGGCUUAGCAAGUUAUUUCAUUUCAAUCGUAAUCAUGGCAUUCCUCCUUACCUUUAGCGGGUCCGCCUUCAGCUUGACGAUCGGAUAAUCCCCCAACCAAACUGUCACUCAAGCAGAGAAACUCUUACCUUUAACAGCAAGGACCUGGCUUGAAACAGAACAGAACACUCACAGACACAAAAAAAACAAACUUUAAGGAUUGUAGUGUAUCUAAUUUGGACAAAGACUUUCUUGUCUAUUUCUACAUUGGAAUGGAUAUUGUGUGUUGAUCUAAAAAUAGUUUUGAAUACAAUGUGAAUAGAGAAAAUAAAACAAGUUUGCAAGUUUAUAAUAAAACACAUUUACUGCAAGCUAAACUGUUACUAAU
Molecule: messenger RNA, 902 nt
Organism: Biomphalaria glabrata
Lineage: Eukaryota; Metazoa; Mollusca; Gastropoda; Planorbidae
Product: proline-rich transmembrane protein 1-like
Exons: 4
Coding region: 156-623 (155 amino acids)
Cellular component (GO): membrane
Source: RefSeq, a predicted model, not a curated record